Molecule: messenger RNA, 1735 nt
Organism: Anthonomus grandis grandis
Lineage: Eukaryota; Metazoa; Arthropoda; Insecta; Coleoptera; Curculionidae
Product: fork head domain-containing protein crocodile-like
Exons: 1
Coding region: 179-1264 (361 amino acids)
Biological process (GO): anatomical structure morphogenesis; regulation of transcription by RNA polymerase II; cell differentiation
Molecular function (GO): DNA-binding transcription factor activity, RNA polymerase II-specific; RNA polymerase II cis-regulatory region sequence-specific DNA binding
Source: RefSeq, a predicted model, not a curated record
GAAGCAACACACCGUGUUUUUACUUAUAUCCUGUGUAAACCCGGGGUGUUGUGUUUAAUAAUAGUCAACGGCGAGCACGGUGUUUUUACAAGAAUCGGGAAUAAUACGACGACCCCAACGGGAUAACAGUGUUUGUUUUUCUUGGGAGCGAGAAUCCCCACCCGUAAGAGGGAAAAAAAUGCACACCUUCCUCACCGAGCACCAGAGCGUCUACAACAGGUACAACACCGGCUACAGUGGGUCUACAGUCGCCUCGAAUCCUUACUAUGACCAGUAUCGUUAUGGGUAUGCUGCGGCAGCAUGGCAUCACCAGCAGCACCCCCUGGCUACCGCCAAGGAUAUGGUUAAACCCCCGUAUUCUUACAUAGCCCUGAUCGCUAUGGCUAUCCAGAACGCCCAAGAGAAGAAAAUCACCUUGAACGGCAUUUAUCAGUUUAUUAUGGAACGAUUUCCUUAUUACAGGGAGAACAAGCAGGGCUGGCAGAACUCUAUCAGGCACAACUUGAGUUUGAACGAGUGUUUCGUUAAAGUGCCGAGGGACGAUAAGAAGCCGGGCAAGGGCAGCUAUUGGACCCUGGAUCCGGAUUCUUACAAUAUGUUCGAUAACGGUUCGUAUUUGCGUCGCAGACGUCGCUUCAAGAAGAAGGACGCCCUAAGGGAGAAAGAGGAGGCGGUCAAGAGGCAACAGCUGCAACCCUCCUCCGACUCCCCGACUUGCCUCACCAAACGGGAGGAGCUCAAGGAGGAAACGAAAAUGAAGUUGGGCGAGUGUAAACCGAAACGCGAACCGAACACGGAGCUGAGCCAGUGCAUGAGUGCCAAAUACGGUGAUCCUAAGAGUGUCAUAGUGCAUCAGGAGCAUGUUUUAAGUGACGUGACCGCUUCUUUGCAGGCGAUGGACUCUGCAGCUGCCUUUACCGUAGACUCUUUGAUGACCAGCCGGGAGCAAGCGUUGUCUUACACAAAUUCGACCAGACUUCACUCUUCCGGCGGUAUGUACUCUUAUUGUCCUAGUGCGACUCCGCAGCACCAGUACAACUUGGGUGACGAGGCUACAGCCCCUAGGUACAGCCCGUGGUACAGUCCGGAAACAUCUCCGGAGUCUGCGGCAGCCCCUGGCGGUUAUCGCGAUAUUAUAUUUGAUGGUACCACGGCGCCCAGUUGCCAAUUGGCCAGUUUUCGGCACUCCAGUCCUCCGCAUAAUUACAGAAGUGCCACCUCGACUCCGUACUAUCAGAGUGAUUGUGUCGCGCAAAAGUACUGAGGGUACGCCAACUUUUUCGAUCACCCUGUUAAUAUUAAGACUGAUCCUUAUUGAGUGGAGUUCAAUUCGUAUACGGGGGAUGUUUGAAGCUUUAAUUUAUUUUGAAGAAAAGUUUGCAUGCAUUUUAACGGCAAUUUCGUUUAGGUAAUAAUAAUAAUAAUUAAUUGUACAUAGUGUAUUAGUUAAUUUUGUGAUUAUGUCGGGCCCCCAUGUGGCGACGAUACUUUUUCAUUUAAAUGUGAUAAUAAAUUUAACGAGUAUAUAAUAUAGUUAGGCAUAAUAUACAUAUAAUACUUGCAAGUAGUCAACAGAAUUGUUAAUAUUCACUAUAUAGCAAUAGUUUUAAUUUUUCAUUCCUCCAUACUCUUCUUGCAUUUAUUGUAAAAUUUUCUGGUUUUGUAUAGUUUGUAAUGUGUGUCAAGGCACGUAAACUUGUACAUUAUUUAUUAAUAUCAUAUAUUAUGAAGAAUA